AUGAAGUAGAUACCUACAAAAAAUGGUUAACAGCAAAAUAAUGUUUAAAAGCAAACAACCGUUCCAACUUAGAAUAAGCAAGGUCUAAAAUAAUUUAAGAGUGGCAAUUAAUAACAAUAGUAAGGUUUUGCCAAAUAACAAGCACUUAAAUAUUUUAAUAAAUCUACGUUUUGCAAUAUUGUUUUGUUUUUGAAAGCAAAUGAGAUCAUGGAAUUCAGAUUGGUGAAUAGACUAUUUAAUAAAUUGUUUAUUGAUUGUGCUCCUGUUUUAUUGGAGAAUUUGGAGAAGAAAGAGGAUGAUUAUUUCUAAAAAUAACACAAUAAUCCACAGAAAUUAGAACUUCCAAAAUUAUUGUAAGUGGAUCUAAAAGAGUUAAAACAAAAUUUAGAGAAUAGAGGAAUGUAUGCUUGUGUUGACAAGUUACAUGGGGAUAAUCUUUUUAGUGUGGAAUUAGUAUUUGAUAUGAUAACUUAAGAAUUACCACCGUGGAGAAAAGCAAAAUUCACAUUUCCUCUAAAAGUAAAAACAAUAUUAGAAAAAUAUGAUUUCAAUAUUUAUAAUUUAAAUGAUUAGCAAAUACAAUUGAUUAACCAAAAGAAGAAUUAUAACAUGGUAGAAUUUGUAUUAUACAAUGAAGACUUCCAUAAUCUAAUUUAAUAUGUGAAAAAUCUAAAGAUGGUGGCAGCAUUCUAGGAUUAUAAGUAUUUUUGUGACUGGUACGAAAUUGAGAAAGAAAAUACAGAAAUGUAGAAUUUGAUAGGAGUGCUAAGAGCGAAGAGUUUGCAGUAGUAGAAAUGA
Paramecium octaurelia is the source of this 798-nucleotide messenger RNA. Lineage: Eukaryota; Ciliophora; Oligohymenophorea; Peniculida; Parameciidae. The record is from the annotation of a GenBank genome assembly.